AUGGUGUUUGCGCUGGAGGAAAUCAAUCAUAGUGACAGCUUGCUGCCAGGUGUGAAGCUGGGCUACCAUAUUCGUGAUAGCUGUGCCCUACCCUCCUGGGCCAUGCAGGCAGCACUGUCUCUGGUUGGAGGAGAAAGUGCUACCUGUGAUCAGCCUGUUCCAUUGAUCAUUGGUGGUUCUUCGUCUAUAACAGCCAUGAUACUCUCAAGAAUCCUGGCGCCACUCUCCAUACCUUUAAUGAGCUACACAGCCAGCUGCCCCUGUCUAAGUGACAGGCUCCAGUAUCCUAACUUCUUCAGGACAAUGCCCAGUGAUAUUUACCAAGCCCGGGCUAUUGCCCAACUUGCAAUACGCCUAAAUUGGACCUGGAUUGGAGCAGUGAUAGCAAACAACGAUUAUGGCCAUGUGGCAAUAAAGGUAUUUCAGGAUGAGACGCAGGGGGCAGGGGUGUGCCUGGCAUUCAUAGAGACUCUGCAAAGGGAAAACAUUGUGAUGGAUGCUAGACGAGCAGCCCUCACAAUUCAGGCCUCAACUGCAAAAGUGAUUCUGAUCUUUACCUGGUACACAGAUGUGAGGGAACUGUUUCUGCAACUCGCCAACAUAAAUGUGACUGAUAAACAGUUUUUGGCCAGUGAGGCUUGGAGCACCAGUGGUAAUCUGCUUCAAGAUCCUAUCACUUCUAAAGUGGCUAGUGGUGUUCUUGGUGUGGCAAUUCGAAGUUCAGCAAUACCUGGAUUUGAACAUUUUCUCAGAAGUUUGAAUCCCUCUUUACGACCUGAUGAUAAGUUCUUAUGGGAAUUCUGGGAAAUGGUGUUUGGUUGUAGUCCUGGGACCUCACCACUCUCUACAAGUUCACCGUCUCCCACAGACCGGUUGUCUCAGAAAGCCUCACUUCCACCGUGCAGCGGCAGAGAGUCCCUGGAGGAAGUGCAGAAUCUCUUCACUGACACCUCUCAACUAAGAGUGACAUAUAAUGUUUAUCUUGCUGUUUAUGCUUCAGCCCACGCCCUCCACAGCCUUCUGUCCUGCCCUAACAGUGACAGCUCACCUGGAAACAUCAGCUCCACCUGCUCCUCUCCAAAACAGAUCAAACCCAUAGAGGUGUUGCACCACUUGAACAACUUGAAUUUUACCACACCACAGGGGGAAAUGUUUUAUUUUCAAGAGGGCAACACUCCAGCAAAGUACGACCUUGUUAACUGGCAGAACACCCCUGAGGGGUCACUCAAAGUAGUUUUGAUUGGACGUGUGGACGGGUUUGACAUCAACCUUGACACGUCAGCUAUUCAGUGGAACACAGGAUCCAAUCAGGUGCCUGUUUCAGUGUGCAGUGAGAGCUGUUCCCCAGGUUUCCGAAAGGCCAACAAGAAGGGAGAACCUCUCUGCUGCUUUGACUGUAUCCCUUGUGCUGAAGGAGAGAUAAGCAAUCACACUGGUUCCCUUAUCUGUGAGCGUUGUCCAUCUGAGUUUUGGUCUAAUGCUAAACGAACUGCCUGCGUACCUCGCCAGCUGGACUUCCUUUCCUUUAAUGAAACAUUGGGCUUUAUCCUGGCCACAGUAGCUGUGUCUGGUGUCUCUGUGACAACAGCUGUGUUUGUAGUUUUUAUUUACUACCGUCAAACACCUAUGGUGCGAGCCAACAAUUCAGAACUGAGCUUCCUGCUUCUCCUGUCGCUGAAGCUCUGCUUCCUGUGCUCUCUGGUGUUCAUUGGUCGUCCAUCAGUGUGGACUUGUCGGUUCCAGCAGGCAGCAUUUGGGAUCAGCUUUGUACUUUGUGUCUCCUGCCUGCUGGUCAAAACCCUCGUAGUUCUUGCUGUUUUCCGCUCAGCUCGGCCUGGUGCUGGAUCCUUGAUGAAGUGGUUUGGUCCAGGCCAACAGAGAGGAAGCGUCUGCCUAUUCACAUCCAUACAGAUUAUAAUCUGUGCUACUUGGCUGUCCCUCAGCCCCCCUGUACCUCAGCGUGACCUUGGUUUCCAAGGGUCAAAGGUCACCCUUGAGUGUGCCAUGUCCUCAGUGGUGGGCUUCUCUCUGGUUUUGGGCUACAUUGGUCUGUUGGCUUGCACCUGCCUCCUCUUGGCCUUUCUUGCUCGGAAACUCCCUGACAACUUUAAUGAGGCCAAACUGAUCACCUUCAGCAUGCUGAUUUUCUGUGCGGUCUGGAUAGCUUUUGUCCCUGCGUACAUUAGCUCUCCCGGGAAAUACACUGUUGCUGUGGAGAUUUUUGCAAUCCUUGCAUCUAGUUUUGGCUUGCUGCUCUGCAUUUUUGCCCCCAAAUGUUUUGUCAUUCUUUUGAGGCCUGAGAAAAACACUAAAAAAUUCCUGAUGGCUAGAUAA
Molecule: messenger RNA, 2334 nt
Organism: Notothenia coriiceps (black rockcod)
Lineage: Eukaryota; Metazoa; Chordata; Actinopteri; Perciformes; Nototheniidae
Gene: olfcr1
Product: olfactory receptor C family, r1
Exons: 10
Coding region: 1-2334 (777 amino acids)
Biological process (GO): G protein-coupled receptor signaling pathway
Cellular component (GO): plasma membrane
Molecular function (GO): G protein-coupled receptor activity
Source: RefSeq, a predicted model, not a curated record